UAGGUUUUUGCGCCCUGCUAGGAGUACUGUAGUAGCCCUCGACCCAAAGCCGCCGCCAAAAAGGGUUCUCUUCUCACCAUCUCGGACGCUCGCCGGCCCAAUCUCAAGUAGGCUUUGCCGCAGAUGGCAGUCCCCGGCGAGCGCAACGGCCUCAUGGACGACGACGACGACAUCGCUGAGCACGCCGAAGCUUUCGGCGAUCCAUCCGACGACGAGGAGGUGCCUCCCCACCUCCGCAGCCUCGCCGGCGCCGCCCAGUCUGGCGACGUCGCCGCCCUCCUUGCCGCCCUUGAUAAUCAUGGUGGCAGCAUUGAUGUUCCAGUUGAAGAUGGUGAUACUUUGCUUCACCUUGCAUGCUUAUAUGGUCAUCUCCCUUGUGUGCAGCUACUGUUGGAACGUGGAGCUAGCUUGGAAUGCAAAGAUGAAGAAGGAGCUAUUCCUCUUCAUGAUGCUUGUGCUGGAGGCUUCACUGAGAUAGUGCAAUAUAUUCUCAACUUUGCUGCUAACAAGGAUGGCUGCACAGUGCGAAUGCUCAACACCGUUGAUUCUGAAGGCGACACACCACUCCAUCAUGCUGCUAGAGGGGAACAUUUGGAUGUUGUCAAGCUUUUGCUCGAGGCUGGGGCAUGUCCCAAGAAGAACUCUUAUGGGCAGACACCUGCUGAUAUGGCUGACCAAGGCACCGAAGUCCAAACCCUGUUGACUGCCAAGCAAAUUGAGGCAAGCACACACAUGAGUGAUGAUUAAAAGACCAGUGGUGUCCUUACUUGAAACUGGUACUAUGGACUAGUAGUCUCUUAAUAUAGUGCUGUCUACCAUCCAAACUUCAUCAAAACUGAAGUAAUAUUGUAGUCAGAAUUUUGUAGCGUGGAAGGAUUAGUUAUGAUCGAUGCUCCUUCUCCAUAUUGUUGCAAAAGAUAAAAUUGAGCACCUAUUUUAUUCAUGUCACGUCUUUGGUGUCUUCUAAG
Messenger RNA from Phragmites australis (common reed), 968 nucleotides. RefSeq lists its product as uncharacterized. Lineage: Eukaryota; Viridiplantae; Streptophyta; Magnoliopsida; Poales; Poaceae. Gene Ontology annotation, biological process: protein ubiquitination; positive regulation of protein catabolic process. The transcript has 5 exons. Bases 124 to 747 code for a protein of 207 amino acids. Gene Ontology annotation, molecular function: protein binding. The record is from RefSeq and is a predicted model, not a curated record.